AACUAACAAAACCCAAACCAAACACUAUCCACAUUGUUUUCCUUUCCCGGCCCCCUUCUCUUCUUUCUCAUUCUAUAUAACACGCACUCUCUCUCACUAGUCACUGCCACAUUGUUUUCCCAUGAACCCUCCUAGUCCAAAAGAGAAGGCUCACUUCCCAAUGUCCUUUUCUUUUUCUCAUACAAUGCCCACCAUUCUCACUACUAAUAACUUCUUCUUCACCAUCUUCUUCUUCUUCUUGCUUCACUUUGAGCUUGGCCGAGCAGCGCACUCGCUCGCCGACCCACAUUGGCACUCUGCCACUGCAACGUGGUACGGCAGCCCCGACGGUGACGGCAGUGACGGAGGAGCGUGUGGUUAUGGAACGCUGGUGGACGUGAAGCCGUUGCGCGCGCGGGUGGGGGCGGUGAGCCCGGUGUUGUUCAUGAACGGCGAAGGGUGUGGCGCUUGCUACAAAGUUAAGUGCGGUGACCCCUCCAUUUGUUCUCGCCGGCCGGUCACCGUCAUCGUCACCGACGAGUGCCCCGGCGGCUACUGUGCCAAUGGUCGUCUUCAUUUUGAUCUCAGUGGUGCUGCUUUCAGUCGUAUGGCCGUUGCCGGACUUGGCCCUCAGCUUCGCAACCGCGGCGAGAUCCCCGUCUUUUUCAGGAGGACUCCAUGCAAGUAUCCAGGAAAGAACAUUGCAUUCCAUGUGAAUGAAGGAUCAACAGAUUAUUGGCUUUCUCUUUUGGUGGAGUUUGAGGAUGGAGAUGGAGACAUUGGAUCCAUGCACAUCAAACAAUAUAAUGCAGUUGAGUGGGUAGAAAUGAAGCAUGUAUGGGGAGCAAGCUGGUGCAUUAUUGGAGGUCCAUUGAAGGGUCCCUUCUCAGUAAAGCUCACUACUUUGUCAACACAAAGGACACUCUCUGCCAGAGAUGUUAUUCCAAGGAAUUGGUCUCCCAAAGCCACUUACACUUCCAAACUUAAUUUCUCUCCUUAAAAUUAAUUUUACUUGUUAGUUAAUCUUCUUCUUAAUUUUCUUUCUUAAUUGUUAGAGUGUUUUUGUUCUUAUUUUUAUGUAAAUGUUGUUUGUUUGUUUGCGGGUGAUAUCCCUGUAGCCCUCUUCUAAAGGAAAGGAGAGAGAGCUUUUGUUUGGUGUGUUCCAAUUGCUCUUGUUACUCACUUCCCCUGUUUGGUUUGUGGGAUGUGAUUGCUAUGUUUUGUAUUUUUCCAUUAUAUUUUUAAGGGAAAAUUACUGUU
Dioscorea cayenensis subsp. rotundata (Guinea yam) is the source of this 1239-nucleotide messenger RNA. RefSeq names its product expansin-B16-like. Bases 122 to 979 code for a protein of 285 amino acids. The transcript has 4 exons. NCBI's taxonomy places the organism in Eukaryota, Viridiplantae, Streptophyta, Magnoliopsida, Dioscoreales, Dioscoreaceae. Gene Ontology annotation, biological process: sexual reproduction. The record is from RefSeq and is a predicted model, not a curated record. Gene Ontology annotation, cellular component: plasmodesma; extracellular region.